Messenger RNA from Trypanosoma grayi, 1329 nucleotides. Its product is annotated as putative proteasome regulatory ATPase subunit 2. Lineage: Eukaryota; Euglenozoa; Kinetoplastea; Trypanosomatida; Trypanosomatidae. The transcript has a single exon. Gene Ontology annotation, cellular component: proteasome regulatory particle, base subcomplex. Gene Ontology annotation, molecular function: proteasome-activating activity; ATP hydrolysis activity; ATP binding. Gene Ontology annotation, biological process: proteasome-mediated ubiquitin-dependent protein catabolic process. The record is from RefSeq and is a predicted model, not a curated record. Bases 1 to 1329 code for a protein of 442 amino acids.
AUGUUGAAGGGGGCGACAGUCACGGGCGGCGGCCGCGAGGGUGGCGGCAGUAGCAAUGCGGCGCUGAACAGCAACCUGUCGAGCGAAGAGUUAGCCAACAUCGAGAGCCUCACCGACGCGCAGCUCCGCACCCGCGCAAAUCAUCUGCAGCGCGAGAUCCAGCAGCUGAAGAACGAGGAGCGUGCAAAGAUGAACGAGCUGCAGCGCCUCAAGAAGGUACUAGAGGAUGACAGAAAACGUGUCAAGGACAACAACAAGCUGCCGUACCUAGUGGCCAGCGUAGCGGAGGUGCUUGACAUGGACGACGACGAGGGAGAGGACGAGGAGCUUGACGUCGGCAAGAAGAAGUCGAAGCGCAAGCAGAAGAGCGUUGUAAUCAAGACGACGACCCGCCAGACGGUCUUCCUGCCGGUUGUCGGCCUCGUGGACGCGAACAAGUUGGAGCCGCAGGACCUUGUCGGCGUGAACAAGGACACGUAUCUCGUGCUUGACACGCUGCCGCCGGAGUACGACAGCCGAGUCAAGGCGAUGGAGAUCGAGGAGAAGCCGAAGGAAAGCUACACCGACGUUGGCGGCCUUGACAAGCAGAUCAACGAGAUGAUCGAGGCCGUCGUGCUGCCGAUUACGGAGAAGGAGAAGUACGAGCGUAUCGGCAUCAAGCCGCCCAAGGGCGUGCUGCUGUACGGGUCGCCGGGAACCGGCAAGACGAUGCUCGCGCGUGCCUGCGCGGCGGCGACGGACGCCUGUUUCCUGCGUCUCGCGGGGCCGCAGCUGGUGCAGAUGUACAUCGGUGAGGGCGCCCGCAUCCUGCGCGACGCCUUCGCGCUCGCCAAGAAGAAGGCGCCGACGAUCAUCUUCAUUGACGAGCUCGACGCCAUCGGCUCGCGGCGCAGCGACGCGGGCGGUAAGCACGGCUCGCGUGAGGUUCAGCGCACGAUGCUGGAGCUCCUCUCGCAGCUCGACGGCUUCGGCAGCACCGACGACGUGAAGGUCAUCGCCGCGACGAACCGCAUCGACGUGCUCGACCCCGCGCUGCUGCGAAGCGGGCGCCUCGACAGAAAGGUGGAGUUCACGCUGCCCGACGAGGAGUCGCGCGCCCGCAUCCUCGAGAUUCACUCACGCCGCAUGGCCCUCCACAGCGACGUCAACUUUGAGGAGAUCGCGCGCAUGACGGAGGACAUGAGCGGCGCGCAGCUGAAGGCGGUGUGCGUCGAGGCGGGCAUGCUGGCGCUGCGCAACGACCGAGCGUACGUGGCGCACGAGAACUUCGCAGAUGGCGUCGCCGCCGUGCAGGCCCGCAAGAAGUCCAGCCUGAACUACUACGCCUGA